AUGGCUGGACGAGUUGUGCUAUUCAUCUAUUACCUGAGUCUGGAAGUACUCACAGCAUUAGCAUCUCAAAGGUAUCCAUCAUUAACUUUGGGAAUCAUUCUCACUUCUGAGGAUAACGCGUUUGGUGCUCCACAUAUGCUUCCCGCGUUCGACAUCGCACUCGAAAAGAUCACGAAGGAUGACGACAUCGGCAUCGGUUUGGCGAACUACGUCUUGCGGGAGACAGUCGACUCCUGUGACAGCGGCACAAUCAUGAUCGCCCCUGCAGAAGCGGCUGAGCUGUACCUCUGCGACAAUGUCAGCGCAUUCUUUGGUCCUUCGUGUUCGGAGGAAACAUCAGAAGUCGCUGACUUGGCUGCAUAUUGGCAGUUGCCUGUCCUUAGCGCCGUCGCCAUUGACGUCAAACUCGACGAGAAGGCAAGGUUCCGGACGGUAACAAGGACAUCGUUUGUGGCAUCGCAGCUUGGGGAAGCAGUCGUUGAUGUCUUUAUGCGGUUCAAAUGGGAUCAUGUUGCCUUGUUGUACUCAGAAGGGAUGAUUUUCCACGAAAUGUUGCUAGGCAUAGUGAUAGAGCUAAAUAUGUAUGACAUAGCCUAUUCCCCGUAUCUUUUUGAUGAGCAACUUAAAAUCGUAGAUGUGUUCAAGAAAUUCAGAGGUAUGUAUCAUUUCCUGUAA
Messenger RNA from Strongylocentrotus purpuratus (purple sea urchin), 675 nucleotides. RefSeq names its product atrial natriuretic peptide receptor 2-like. The transcript has a single exon. Bases 1 to 675 code for a protein of 224 amino acids. NCBI's taxonomy places the organism in Eukaryota, Metazoa, Echinodermata, Echinoidea, Camarodonta, Strongylocentrotidae. The record is from RefSeq and is a predicted model, not a curated record.